Messenger RNA from Pygocentrus nattereri (red-bellied piranha), 1153 nucleotides. It is a transcript of the gene nudt21, whose product is annotated as nudix hydrolase 21. The transcript is spliced from 7 exons. The coding region runs from base 140 to 826 and encodes 228 amino acids. Gene Ontology annotation, cellular component: mRNA cleavage factor complex. The record is from RefSeq and is a predicted model, not a curated record. Lineage: Eukaryota; Metazoa; Chordata; Actinopteri; Characiformes; Serrasalmidae. Gene Ontology annotation, molecular function: mRNA binding.
AGCUCCGCAGAGUCGCUGUCUUCACAAAGCUGUUUUUCUUUCUCCGGCCAGCGGCCCCGCUCCACGCUUGGUUUCUUUCUUUUAAUCGUAAAAAAACAGCUGAGAGGUUUUAAAAAGUGCACAUUUCAACCACUAAGCUAUGUCAGUCGUUCCUCCGAAUCGCUCGUCCACCGGUUGGCCGCGCGGAGUGAAUCAGUUCGGGAACAAAUACAUCAGUCCUCCGGCUAAACCGCUCACCCUGGAGAGAACCAUCAACCUAUAUCCCCUGACCAAUUACACGUUCGGCACGAAGGAGCCGCUGUAUGAGAAGGACAGCUCGGUGGCCGCCAGGUUCCAGCGGAUGCGGGAGGAGUUUGAGAAGAUCGGGAUGAGGCGGACUGUGGAGGGAGUGCUGAUAGUACACGAACACAGACUGCCCCAUGUUUUACUGCUGCAGCUGGGGACCACCUUCUUCAAACUCCCUGGUGGAGAAUUAAACCCUGGAGAAGAUGAGGUGGAGGGUUUAAAACGCCUGAUGACGGAGAUUUUGGGCCGUCAGGAUGGAGUGAAGCAAGACUGGGUGAUUGAUGACUGCAUUGGAAACUGGUGGAGACCCAAUUUUGAACCACCCCAGUACCCUUACAUUCCAGCGCACAUCACAAAGCCCAAGGAACAUAAGAAACUUUUCUUGGUACAGCUACAGGAGAAAGCUUUGUUUGCUGUGCCAAAGAACUACAAGUUGGUAGCAGCUCCUUUGUUUGAGCUUUAUGACAAUGCUCCUGGAUAUGGGCCCAUCAUAUCCAGCCUCCCUCAGCUCCUCAGCAGGUUUAACUUCAUCUACAACUGAUAGGCACAUAGCUUGUAUGGCUGUCUCUGUGAGUGCAGCCCGAACGGAUGAGAGGACAAGAGGCCGAGAAAAAGUGACCAUGAAUAACCACCCUGUCACUAGAAGGAAUCGACAUGUCCAUUUUCAGACUUCAUUAUAAGGGUUUUUUGUUUGUUUUUUUGACAUCUAGUUUUUGUUUCUUCCUCAACUGUGUUGUAAUUUUACUCUUAAUUAAAUCUCCAUUUUGCUGAAAAGCUGGGUUUUUUGAGUUUUAUGUUAAGGAGUGCAUAGUGUUAUCUUUUGUAUGUUUGUCAUUCCUUUUUAUAAUAAACUGCUGAAAUCUGAAAA